AUGAUCCCGGUUGCUGUUAUCUCCACUGACCAAGGUGACAAAGAGCUUCUGGCCCAUGGGCACAGCCAUGCAGAUGGACACAGCCAUGGGCAUAGCUUUCAUAGUCAUGACAUGGCCGUUGGAAUGUGCAUUUUGUCUGGUAUUAUUGUCUUCCUCGUGGCCGAUAAAUGUGGACAGUUUUUAAGAUACAGGUGUUGUAGGGAAACUGAUCAUGAAAAUGUUUCAUCUGAUAGUCACUUGUCAAGCACAAGUAACUCUUCGCCUGGUAAUAAAAGUAGCACAAAGAAGCCAGGUCAUUCUUUUAAUGAUAAGAACAAUAGCACAAAGAGGGUUGACAAUAAUUCACUGGAGAAGACAAAUCGCAGAAAAAUAAUUGAUAUAUCUGCUGGUUUUAUUCCUGAUAUUAAAGUUACCGGCUAUUUGACUUUGGCAGCAGAUUUUGCCUACAACUUCACAGAUGGCCUGGCUAUUGGAGCCUCAUUUAUGGCGGGAGGCAAUAUAGGAACGGUUACAAGUCUGACUAUAUUCGUGCAUGAGCUUUCUCAUGAAAUUGGGGACUUUGCAAUCCUUGUACAAUCUGGUUAUAGCAAAGGAAAGGCAGUGUUACUUCAGUUUUUGACUGCUUUGGGAUCAUUGCUGGGUACAGUGUACAGUUUAACCCUGCAUGAAACCACAAGGUCCGCAACAUCGUGGAUUUUGCCUUUCACUGCUGGCGGCUUCAUCUAUAUAGCCCUAGUCUCUGUCAUUCCUGAGCUUCUGGAAAAAUCCAGAACAUGGCAGAGUAUUAAAGAAAUCCUGGCUAUGAUAGUGGGGGUGUUUCUAAUGGUGCUGGUUGCCCUCUAUGAGUGA
Candidula unifasciata is the source of this 849-nucleotide messenger RNA. Lineage: Eukaryota; Metazoa; Mollusca; Gastropoda; Stylommatophora; Geomitridae. The record is from the annotation of a GenBank genome assembly.